Messenger RNA from Cicer arietinum (chickpea), 2269 nucleotides. RefSeq lists its product as uncharacterized. Gene Ontology annotation, biological process: protein ubiquitination. Gene Ontology annotation, cellular component: Cul4A-RING E3 ubiquitin ligase complex. The record is from RefSeq and is a predicted model, not a curated record. Lineage: Eukaryota; Viridiplantae; Streptophyta; Magnoliopsida; Fabales; Fabaceae.
UAUAAUUUGUUUUUUCUUGGGGCGGCCCCUGGAUUGAGAGUUUGAGAUUGGCGCUUCUCUCACAAUAGUGUGAGUAGUUGAGUUCGUUACUUAGCACACAACACAACCAAACCCUAAAACACUUGCGGAAAAUGGAAGAAAACGACAGAAGAAUCCUCGAGAGGGAGAUGUAUCAAAUCGAGCAGAUUCGCCAGCUCGAUCUCGAGGAAUUGCAGGUCGAAGAGGUUGACGAUUUCCAAAAUUCUUCCGACGACGACGAUAACAACAACCACCGUGAUCCUACUCAUGGCUAUGACAGCACAGGCAUCCUGGGUGAAUUCACUUACAAUAUUUGCGUAGCAUCCUUACAUUCAUAUCUGGGUGAUGUUGAAGACACACACCACAGGACAGCUUUCUUGGAUGGUGGGGCUGUAUUGAACCUUCCACUUUUCUGUCUUCAAGGAGUUGUACUCUUUCCUGGGGCUACUCUUCCCCUGAGAGUUAUUGAAUCCAAUUUUGUGGCUGCUGUUGAGAGAUCUUUGAGUCGAGUUGACGUUCCUUACACCAUUGGUGUGAUUCGAGUUUACAGUGAUACUGCAAAUCAUAGCAUGAAAUCCGCAAGCAUUGGGACAACUGCAGAGAUUCGGCAAUAUGGGCGCCUAGAGGAUGGUUCCCUGAAUGUGGUUACUCGUGGACAGCAGCGAUUUCGCUUAAGACGGUGUUGGAUCGACGUGGAAGGAGUGCCUUAUGGAGAGAUCCAAAUUAUUGAGGAGGACAUACCAUCGCGAACUCCAAGAGAUGCUUUUGGAAAAUUAACACCUCUAAGUAAUCUGCCUCGUAACCGUGCCACCUCAAGCAUGUUGCCGUUGAAGUAUUCUGUUGAAGUACGUGGUUCCAAAAAUGAGGAGAGUGAUUCAGAAGAGAACUUUGAGAGGGAACUUUCAUCAGCAGAGAGGAGAAUCCAUCAAUCGCUCAUUGGUUCCAGUUAUGAACACGACUUAAUUGAUGAAUCGGCAAGCAGCAGUGAUGAUAGAUUCACAUACGAGUCAGAUCAGGAACUUAGAUCCAGUCUAAAUGACCCAGACACUUCAAUAUCAUUGCUACCUGAUCAUGAAAACGAUGCGGAAAAUCUAGAUUCUAGAAUUGGGAACUGUUCCUCUUCUGGAAAACAGUCCUCCACAAGAGGACUUAAUUGGUGUUCUAAAAAUAUAGACCCCUACCCCUCACGUAGAAUUUCAAGAGCAUUCAUGCCUGGUUGGGUGUAUUGUAUGUUUGACUCCUAUUGGCUUGCACAACGGGCUGCAGAUAUGUGGAAGCAAAUCGUUGGUGCACCAAGCAUGGAUUCUCUUGUUAAGAAGCCUGAUGUUUUAUCAUUUUCUAUUGCCAGUAAAAUACCUGUUUCUGAAUCUACAAAGCAGGAGCUUUUGGAUAUUGAUAGGAUCCCAUAUAGACUGCGAAGGGAAAUUGAACUACUAGAAAGCAUUGAUCUAAUUCGAUGUAAAAUCUGCCAGAUUAUAAUCGCAAAGCGAAGUGAUAUGCUGGUGAUGUCUAGUGAGGGUCCUGUUGGUGCAUAUGUAAAUGCAACUGGUUACGUGCAUGAAGUAACGACUUUGUACAAGGCAAAUGGGUUAGCUCUAACUGGGCCAGCAUUUACAAAAUACAGUUGGUUUCCGGGGUAUGCAUGGACAAUUGCUAACUGUGCCACUUGUGAAACCCAUAUGGGGUGGCUUUUUACAUCCACAAACAGAAAAGUGAAACCUAAGUCAUUUUGGGGUAUACGUAACUGUCAAGUUGCAGAUGAAAUGCGCUAAAACCUUCAAUCGUGUUGCAAUUGCCCCCUUGUUUAAUCCUUAUACACUCACCCAUUUCUCCAACUUACAGUGGAAAUCUGAAAGUCCAUUUUCAUAGUGCAGUAUAAAUGCUGAUGAUACAGGUAUAUAUGUAUUAUUACUUGCCUUUUAUACAGCUGCCAAAAAGUAAAAAAUGCCACACGAAGGCAAUGAAAGAUGCAAUAUUUUUAUAACUCCUGCAAUAAAAUGCCACACUAUGAAUGUAAGAUCCAUAUUCAUAGUGCAGCAUAAAUGCUGAUACAAUAUUUAGUAAGUCGAUUUUAGUAAAUUCAAUUCAUUGAGACUAGCUUUCAAAUGUAAGGAUUAGGCUGGAUUUAUGCAUGGUUAUUGGAUGGACAAUGAUUCAAUGGAUUAUUUUGUUACUCGAGAUUACAUACAAGAGUCGACAUUGAAUUCUUGGAAUGCAUCAAAAGGAAAAGUAAAGGCUAAAUUACCUGAUA